This is a messenger RNA of Aegilops tauschii subsp. strangulata, 1095 nucleotides long. The record is from RefSeq and is a predicted model, not a curated record. NCBI's taxonomy places the organism in Eukaryota, Viridiplantae, Streptophyta, Magnoliopsida, Poales, Poaceae.
AUGAAGCAAGUGCCAGUCGACGACGGGGGCUCAGGCCCCACCUUCACCAUAGGUGCCGGCCUCCCCCCAGAUCAAGAAGAGGCGCUGGCCGGUUUCCUCUGUGAGAACAAGGAUGUAUUGGCAUGGGAGGCGACGGACUUGGUUGGCGUCCCGCGAGACGUGAUGGAACACCAUCUGGUGGUGUGCCCCGGCGCGCGCCCGGUGAAGCAAAAGGCGCGGUGGCAAGCCCCGGAGAAGCAGUCGUUCAUCGUCCAGGAGGUCCACAAGCUACAAGAAGACGACGUCAUUCGGGAAGUGCCGCACCUAGAUUGGCUGGCCAAUCCGUUCAUUGUUCCCAAGAAGGGCGGGAAGGAGCGCUACCACCAGAUCAAGAUGGCGGUGCAGGACAUCGAGAAGACAGUCUUCCUAUCCCCAUGCGAGCUCGGGAGGAAUGCUGAGGCAUACGUCGAUGACAUAGUGGUCAAGUCACGGGAAGAAAGGACCCUUGUCGAAGAUUCGGAAGAAACGUUUGCCAACUUGCGCAAGGUAAACCUGCGCCUCAAUCCAGAGAAGUGCAUGUUCGGCGUCCCGUCCGGCAAGCUGCUGGAUUUCCUGGUGUCACACAGAGAGAUUGAGGCUAACCCAGAGAAGAUCAAGGCAAUAGAAAAGAUGAGCCCGCCGCAAACCCUCAAGGAGAUGCAGAAGCUCGCGGGCUGUGUGACCUCACUGGGGCGUUUCAUCUCCAAGCUCGGAGAGCGCGCCCUUCCGUUCUUCAAGCUGAUGAAAAAGAAGGCGUUCCAGCUAGAGUUUAGCACCACCUGGGUCAUCAAGGGUGCGACCCUCACUGACUUUGUGGCAGAAUGGACUGACGCCCCGGACCGAGGGGUGGGUGAAGACCGUUCCCUCACACCCGGAGAUGAGGCGCCUGACAGCUGGGUCAUGUACUUCGACGACGCGUUCGCGCACCAGGGCACGGGGGCUAGAGCCGUCUCCAACAACAUCACGGAAUACGAGGGCCUGAUCGCUGGCGUCAGGGUCGCGGCGGCCCUAGGGGUCAGGCGUCUCACCAUCAAGGGCGAUUCUCAGCUCCUCGUCAAAUUCUCCAACAAGGAAUAA